Necator americanus (New World hookworm) is the source of this 456-nucleotide messenger RNA. RefSeq lists its product as uncharacterized. Lineage: Eukaryota; Metazoa; Nematoda; Chromadorea; Rhabditida; Ancylostomatidae. The record is from RefSeq and is a predicted model, not a curated record. The transcript has 5 exons. Bases 1 to 456 code for a protein of 151 amino acids.
AUGUCCGAACGGGAGAAAGCGUUCGAAACCGCUCGAAACCUUGGCGAUUCGGGCAAGGUUGACGAAGCUUUGGAAGCAAUAUCGAAGUUCACAUCCGAUCCAGAAGUGCAAUAUAAUUUAUCUGAGAUGGAAACUAUCAACACAAUCAUAACAGAGAAGUUAACGAGUUGCUCCUUUGAAGACAAGAAAGAAGCGUGCAAUGUUUGUAUUGCACUUCUAGAAGGGAUAAAAUUAGUAAAAGAUGGCGAAUGGUUGUCAUUAUACUCUGAAUCGGUCUAUGAAACAUUUAGUAGAAUGAGCAUUUGUGCCAGGGAUGAAGAAAGGCAACUCGUUUGGAACCGACUAAAAAGAAUACCGAGACUUCCCGUAUGUGUAACAAAUUCUUUAUAUGUGCAAAUAGUCGGCAUAGAAUGUGUUCAUCUCGCUAAGCGCGACUCGUCAACGUGUCCCAAUUAG